Messenger RNA from Talaromyces proteolyticus, 3208 nucleotides. Its product is annotated as putative UDP-glucose,sterol transferase. Gene Ontology annotation, biological process: carbohydrate metabolic process. Gene Ontology annotation, molecular function: UDP-glycosyltransferase activity; hexosyltransferase activity. The transcript is spliced from 9 exons. NCBI's taxonomy places the organism in Eukaryota, Fungi, Ascomycota, Eurotiomycetes, Eurotiales, Trichocomaceae. The record is from RefSeq and is a predicted model, not a curated record. Bases 318 to 2975 code for a protein of 885 amino acids.
AUUGUCUUCAAUUCGAUACAUUUUACUCGAAAUCUGCGCAUUAUACUCUCCAAAACUGCCCUCCGUCCACCCUUGAUCCACCUGCGGCUGGGUUCAGCAGCCAAUCUCAGUAUCGCAAAUUCUGACGGAUUUGGAAAACUUCCCAAUUUCUCGGGAAGGUUCAAGGAUGACAUCAUCAUUCUGCCGCGAUCCAAAAUGAAGUUCGUACUUAAUUGUGAGUGAGUAAAAGCUUUAAAUCGAUCUCAAGGUGUUCGUUGCGACCAUGCUAGCUCUGAAUAUCUCUACUGAAAGGAACUACCUCUGAAGGAAAUGAAAAGAUGGACUCACAGCUUUCAACGACUUCUACAAGUGCUAUGCCGGUGGAUCAGCAGUUUGACAGUGGCGUCCGUGUCCUAAGCGAUGGACGGUUGGAUAUUGAACUUAAUGAGCACAGGCCCUUCUUCCGGAAGUUGAUCCAACAUCUUGAGAGAAGCCCGAAACCUGUUCAUACGAACCUUGAACCUUCCACAGUUCAAAAAGAAGAAAAGGAGCCGUUUCCGCUUCGGUUGAAUAUCGUCAUCCAGGUCGUUGGUUCACGAGGUGACAUUCAACCAUUCAUUGCACUAGGAAAAGAGCUUCAAAGAAACAGCCAUAGGAUUCGUCUCGCCACACAUCUCAAAUUUCGAAAUGAAAUAAGAGAAAGUGGAUUAGAAUUCUUUGAUAUUGGUGGCGAUCCGGAGCAGUUAAUGGCCUUCAUGGUUCAGAACCCUGGCCUCAUGCCGGGUGUGAACGCAAUCAAAAGUGGUGCGAUUCGGCAACGGCGCCGGGAAAUGAGAUCCAUUUUCUCCGGCUGUUGGCGGUCCUGUUUUGAAACGGGUGAUGGAACCGGCCUACGCCAAAUGCCUGACAACAUAGGAAUCGAUGCAACUGAGAACCAUGAGCGGCCAUUUGUGGCCGACGUCAUUAUUGCAAAUCCACCAAGUUUUGCACACAUCAGCUGUGCUGAGAAGUUGGGCAUCCCUCUUCAUAUGAUGUUCACGAUGCCAUGGUCACCAACGCGUUCCUUCCCACACCCUCUAGCUAGCGUUCGAUCGAGGGGUGUGAAGGCAUCUGUAGCAAAUUUUGCUUCCUAUGCCUUGGUGGAAGUCAUGAUUUGGGAUGGGCUUGGUGAUUUGAUCAACAAUUUUCGCAAGAACGACCUAGCUCUAGAUCCGUUGGAUUUGAUUCAGGGGCCCGGUCUCGCCAACAAUCUAAAGAUCCCGUACACCUACCUUUGGUCGCCCGCUCUCUUACCGAAGCCAGAGGACUGGUCUCAUAAUAUCGACAUUUGCGGUUUUCAAUUCUUGACCUCAGAAACGGAUUAUCAGGCACCACAUGCCCUGCAGGAGUUUCUCGAUGGAGGCGAACCUCCAAUUUAUAUUGGGUUUGGGUCAAUAGUUGUCAAGGAUCCACUGAAUCUAACACUAAUGAUCUUCGAAGCUGUCCAGCAGACAGGCCAGCGAGCAAUUAUCAGUAAGGGAUGGUCAAAUAUAGGUGUGGGCAUGCCUGAGGCUCGUAGUGAUAUUUUCCUUCUGGACAAUUGCCCGCAUGAAUGGCUCUUUCCACGUGUUUCGUGCGUGGUACACCAUGGAGGUGCUGGAACCACUGCCGCCGGCUUGCUUGCUAGCCGCCCUACAGUGGUUAUACCAUUUUUUGGAGAUCAGCCAUUUUGGGGUUCGAUAAUCGCACAAGCAGGUGCAGGUCCACCGCCGGUGCCAUACAAAAAGCUUACGGCGACAAAUUUGGCUUCUGCCAUAAGUACGGCUCUGGAACCUCUGGCCAAAACCAAUGCUGAGAACAUAGGUAAGAAAAUGAGAAUGGAAAAUGGUGUCCAAGACGCGGUCAAGAGCUUUCAUCACCAUCUUAACAUUGAAAAAUCUCGUUGCUCUAUUUGUCCACACAAGCCUGCAGUAUGGUGGCACAGACGUUCAAGGAUCAAGCUGAGUGCGUUUGCGGCGUCAGUAUUGGUACAUACGGGACAUGUUGACCCGCAUGAUUUGGUUAUGUAUCGGCCACUUGAGUAUGAUACCGGACGAGAUCCUCGCGGGCCUCUCUCUGCAGGUGCAGAGGUUAUUUACGGUUUGGUCACUGACAUAGUUGUCGGGCUGGUGCGUGUUCCAAUAGAUAUAUCGUGCUACAUAUCUGGGAAACAGCCGGUGGAAAAAUUAAAGAAUAGAACACUACACGAUUGGGCCCUAACGCAUUUUUUGGACACUUCGUCCAAGAAAGCCGAAAAUACCACCUCGGAAAGUUCAGAGGAUGAAAGAGGGGAUGAUUUGCCCGUUGAAGAGCAUCCGGAAAGUGGAAACAAUUACUGUCCUUGUUAUACAACCGGAAACAUUCCAGUUACAGGUUCUGAAAACAUGGACAACAGCACGGAGGUUAUCUAUCACUCGCCUGAUCGAGAAAAGCAAUUGAGGAUGGCCAGAACCAAGCAAGUCUUCACUGACACAGGCCAUUAUACCGGAAGGAUUGCAAAGCAGUUCCUUGAUCUUGUUCUUCGUCUUCCGACCGACUUUGCCCUCAGUUUAACCAAGGGGUUUCAUAACGCACCUAAAUUAUACAAUGAUUCGACAGUCAAGGAAUUUCCCGUCGUCAGAAGCAUCAAAAGCGGAAUUCGCGCUGCCGCUACGGAAUUCACCCAAGAGUUCUAUGACGGCAUUACUGGCCUUAUCGUGCAACCCAUUGAUGCCGUCAAAGAAUAUGGGGGUAAGGGCUUGAUACCAGGAACUGGAAAAGGACUAGGUGGAGCAUUCUUGAAGCCAAUGACUGGUAUCGUCGGCAUAGCAGGCCUUCCUCUUGACGGACUACACAAGACUCUUAGGGAUUCUAUAUCCAAGAGUAAAUUAAAAGAUAUUAUUCAAUCACGGAUCGUGCAGGGUAUUGAGGAAAUGAGCGAUGCGUCAAUUGAAGAGCGGCAAAAAAUCAUUCAACAGUGGGAUGAAAUGCGCCGGUAGGGUUUCCAACUAGUAGAAGAACUGGAUUAUGUCGAGAAAUCCCAGGUUGUAGUAAUUCUAUGGACCUUUCAUGUUCUAAGAGUUUUUUGGUCUCUCUUGGAAUCAUGACAUAACCUAUACAUUGAUUAUGGUCAAACCAAAACUAGACUAUAUAAGCAAAUGGCUUAGAUCUUGGAUUAUGAUGUAUUCACAUGCUUAAUUUCAACUUGAGGCUCACCUCAACUUUCGAUGCU